Molecule: messenger RNA, 3466 nt
Organism: Drosophila novamexicana
Lineage: Eukaryota; Metazoa; Arthropoda; Insecta; Diptera; Drosophilidae
Exons: 2
Coding region: 1049-2674 (541 amino acids)
Molecular function (GO): nucleic acid binding
Source: RefSeq, a predicted model, not a curated record
GUGGUAGUGGUGAAAACUUAUAAGUUUUAACAAAUGCAUUUAAAAAUUCGUUAAAGGAAAAAAUAUAGCCAAUAGUAAUAUAAAAAAUAAACACUUCGAAUAAAACGGUCACACAGUGUACGCGUGUGCAAAGAAACAGAUUCCAAAUUUAACAAAAAGGUAAAUCGACGUCGACGACAACUGAAUACCUAAAAGCAGCAAUACAACAACAGCAAGGGGCAACAUCGAAGCAGCGGCACGCAGAAUAAAGAAACAAGGAAACAUUUGCACAGCAACCAGCCGACAAAAACAACAGCAACAGCAACAACAACAACAGCAACUACAACGGCACAGCAACCGACAAGAAAAACCACUUCAACAAAAGAGGAUAACAUAUUGAAAGAGCUCCGCACACACACACACACACACACGCACGCAGUCACAGACUGGCACAACAAACGCCAACGGAGCUGCCAACUCACACGUAUGUACGUGGGAAAGUAAACCGACAUCUUUUUACGACGUCGUCGGGUUUUGCAAUCGGGCAAGAGAGAGAGGAGAGAGCGAGUCACUGAGUUUUGAAGCUCACAGUUCGACAAGCAAGCACAGGGCCAGGGCCAGCCCUUUAGUAACGCACUCAUCCACACACACACAAGCAUACGCACGCACGUACGCCCACAGAGCAGCGCUGGCAGUCGCGAUCAACCAAAAGAGCGGACGAAGCUGGACAUCGCGAGAGCGAAAGAGAGCACGCGAGAGCGAGUGCACGUGAGAGAGUGUUUGUUGGGUUGGCGUUCGUUCGGCUCUCGUUCGGUUGCUUAACAAACGCAUUUGGAAAUCUCAGCAGCGGCGCAUUCGUGAAAGUGCGUCGUCGUCGUCGUUGUGCGUGAGCGUGAUCAACUUGGAGCCGCGCACUCGACUGCAUUUACGAAACACACCAGUGUUGCCACAUUGCUGAAAGCUGAUCGGGCACAUGAAAGCUUAAAGUGACCAGACCAGUAAAAUACACAUAUAAAAAGAACAACAACAAGAGGAAGAACAAGCGGCAGGAAAAGACGCCAGACUUCAAAUGAAAACGCUCGUGCUCAGUCCAGACGAUCUGCAGAACUUUAACAAGUUCAUCUACGAUCCCAAAUCGGCAGCCCAGCUGGCCGCCAGUGCGGGCGCCAUAGCGGCAGCCGCCCAUGGACAUCCCGGAGGCGUGCAGCUAGUGGCAAACGGCACAGCAGUACCUGUCUCCGCCGUAACAACAGUGAGCGGCGCGCCCGCAGGCGCCGCCGGCACAGUCAACAGCGCCAACAAGCUAAUGGCGCUGCACUACUAUCUGAACCAUCAGGGCAACUAUGUGGGCGCCCAGCCCGUAAAUGGUGGCAGCACGGCGGCGGCUGCUCAUGCGCAGCAGCAGCAGCAGCAACAGCUGCUGGCACAGUCGCAGACGCAGCUGAAGCAGCUGCAGCUGAAGCAGCCGACAAUACACCAGCACCAGCAGCACAUUAGCUACCAUCAUCAUCAUCCCUACUAUCAGCAGCAGACGCAGCAACUCAGCCACAGCCUUCCAGCAGCGCAUCAUGCCCAGCACAAGGUGCAGGUGCAGGUACAGGUGCAACAGCAGCAGCAGCAGCAGAUCCAGGCCAGCCAUCAGCAGCAGCAGCAGCAGCAACAAAGUCAUUUGCCUGUGCAUGCGCUUAACCAGAACUCCAAUUUCUCGGCGGCCAGUUCGAGCACGGGCGGCACCGCCUCCAGCCAUGCGCCGACGCAGCAAUCGAACGGCUCCAGCGUAUCACCCACAAUCAUCAGUCACCAGCCGCGCGGCGGCGUCGUCGCCGUCGGCGGCGGCAGCAACAGCAAUAUAGCGGCCGCUGCGAAUGCGCUGCUGCGCGCAACGGCUGCGGCUGGGGCGGCGCCGAUAUCGUCAGCGUCGUCCUCGUCAUCGUCGUCAGCGUCCUCGUCAUCCUCUACAGGGUCGUCCGCCUCGUCAACAUCCACGUCCGGCUCGACGUCCGGCUCCGCCAAUUGUGCCAAGAAACUGAAAACCGAGCCGCUUCUCUCGCAAUACAAUCAAACGGAACGGCUGAACUUUGCUAACACGUAUAUCGUGUGGAGCGAGGAGCACUGGCGGCGUGUCAUCUUCCAUGAUGAGCGGCGCUUCAAUUUGGACGGCCCGGAUGGCUUCUCCUACUACUUUCACGAUCUGCGCAACUAUGAGCGCACGCUGUCGCAGCGGCCGCGCGGCAACUCCGUCUACAUCUACCUGAUGAUCUGCGUCGGCGGCGCCGUCCACCUGGAGGUCUCGUCCGCCAAGCAGCGGCCCGAGUCCUGCAUUGAGGCGAUCAUGCGCGAACGGCCCAAUAUUGUCAGCAAACUGGGCGGCAAUACGGAGUUUGUGCUGCAGGAUCACAAUUGGAUGUCGCACGCGCUGCCCACCGCCCAGGAGCUCCUGAAUGCUGAGGGCCUGAAGACGCAAAAGUGGCCGACAAUUGCCCACGAUCUGAACAUCAUGGAGAACAUUUGGGGUUGGCUAAUACGCGAAGUGUUCGACGGCGGGCGCAAGUUCUCCCGCAAGGACGACUUGAUAUUCCGCAUCAAGGAGGCGUGGUCGCGCCUGCCGCUCGACCUGAUCACCAACCUGUACAGCACGCUGCCCGAGCGCAUCACCGAGCUGUAUUACACUCAAGGCGUCUACACGAAUUGUUGACAACCGACGCCGCAAGACGCUGGAUGCGAAGAUGACAGUGAUGCUGCCAGAUGUGAACGGGAACGGGAAGGGGGAGGGAAACGGGAGCGGGAUGGACAUGACAGAGGCUUCCUCUCACCCACUUGGCAGCUGCUUACACGGAUUACGUUCUAAGUGGCGGCUCCUCCCAAUUACGCUGGCUCCUCCCCUCCAGGACAUUGGCGAUUGCAAAUCUUUUCGUACAUUUAACUUGACAUUUUUUGUGUAUAGCUUUAAGAAGUGUGUGUGUGUGUGUGCAUGCGUGCGUGUGUGAACGGGUGUGUGUGAAGGGAGCAACUGAAUCCGAAUCUGAAUACGUAUUUGUGUCUGUGUCCGUGUAUCCGUAUCCGUAUCUGACGACUGGUAUCUGUAUUUGUAUCUGCCACUGCCCGCAUUGAACUCUCGAAAUGCGAGAUUCCCGCACGCCACGUGUGGCAACACUGGCCAAACACAUGCUAACCUCACCACCACAGCCAGUGUUGCCAUGUCGCUUUGUAAUUAGUGUUUUAUGCAAAAACUCCCGAUCUUAAGAAUGUAAGACCUACGUUUAGUUAUCGUUUUUAAUUAACACCUCUCCCCCACGCAAAUUAGUUACAAGAGGAUUAUUUUAUUUGCACUUAACUCAUUUUGUUGAUUGUUUUUAGUUAUGCAAACAAAGGAGGAAGAAUAAGAAGAGGAAGAGAAAGGCGAACAAAAUUAAUGCAAAGCGAGAAAAAUAAAAAAAAUGUAACUAAAGUAUUAUUUUAAGGCAUAGUUUUUUGUUGUAGCAAAAUA